Molecule: messenger RNA, 366 nt
Organism: Lathyrus sativus (Indian pea)
Lineage: Eukaryota; Viridiplantae; Streptophyta; Magnoliopsida; Fabales; Fabaceae
Source: the annotation of a GenBank genome assembly
AUGACAGAAAUGAAAACGGUUGUUGUCGAUGGAGUGUUGAGGUUCAAGAAUAAUGUCUUCAAAAAGCUCUCAAAGUGUUUCUUAAUGGAAAGAAAUGGUGAUGAAUCAAAGGAUGUGAAAAGAGGACAUUUUGUUGUGAUUGCUGAGGAUGAAGAGGAAAUAAAGAGAUUCUUUGUGCCAUUGAGAUUUUUAACGAAUCCAAUGUUUGUGAGAUUAUUGGAAAAAGCAGCUGAAAAAUAUGGAUUUAAUGGAAAUGGUGCAUUAACUGUUCCUUGUAGACCAAAUGAGUUUCAGAUGUUGAUGGUACAGGAAGGGAGACCUAGUGUAUAUUUCAAUUUAAAGCAAAUUAUGUGUAGAGGUUAUUAG